Molecule: messenger RNA, 3235 nt
Organism: Aphanomyces astaci
Lineage: Eukaryota; Oomycota; Saprolegniomycetes; Saprolegniales; Verrucalvaceae
Exons: 16
Coding region: 48-3203 (1051 amino acids)
Biological process (GO): signal transduction
Source: RefSeq, a predicted model, not a curated record
GUUUGAUGGUUGGGAAGUGAUUGUGAAACGCUUCACGGUUACAAACGAUGUUUCAUCGGCGCAAGAAAGACGGGACGUCGCCGCAGACUGCUGCCGUCCUGCCAUGUCUCCCAUCGCCGCAAUGUAUGGUACUUUUAGCGCUUGUCGAGCAUUUGGCAGCACACAAAGCACACAAGUCCAAGUUGUUCCAAUCUGAAGGCAGACCAUCCGAGAGGAAGGUCCUCCUGGAGCAGUUCUACGCUGGAGUCCACACAGCUUCUCUCAAAUCGGUUUCGUCCCGGUCCAUGUCGUUUGUCUUGCGCCACGUGUUGGUGACCCAGUAUGCCCCACUGUUGCCCUAUGUUGCAUACGAUAAACUGGUUGCUGCGAUGCACGCGUCCAACUUGACAGUGUUCACUGCCGCAGUCCAGGUGGAGGUGACAGCCAUGCCAAUUUCACACGCCAAACUUCUCCAUGGGCUGCUUUUCCUUAUGCGCAAGGUAUCCGUGCAACUCACGGUGGCGGAAGACGGGUUGGUCACACAUUUGGGUGUGCACUUGUGUCGACCUUCGGAGCACCCCUUAGCCCUCAAAGGCUCUGUUGGAGUGCGCAGAGAUAUGUGUCGACGAUUGUUGCUAGUACUCACAUCACUCCGCUUUCCUGACGAGCCACCACUCGUUGUGGCCCCUUCCUCCGGUCUUCGCCGACGAAGCAGCUGUCGCUCGUGGACGCUGGCCCUUGUCCAAGACACAGAACGCCUGUUGUCUCACAUCGUAGCCUCUAGUGAUUCCAAACGCGACUUGUUUCUUCGAUUACCCGACGCAGCUACCGUUCAUGCCCUUUUGUCAAACUCGGUUCCCGCGGCCGAGUGUUCCCUUCACGAUGUCGCAGGCGCCGUCAAAACAACUCUAUAUCGAAGAGAUGCGUUGGUGCCUGUGGAGAUCUACGCGUUGUGUGACGACCCGGAUGCACGUGCGUUCAGCCUCGCGUUGUCGUGCGUGCCUCCAUUUCCCCGCCAAAUCCUGGUGCUGCUGUUGCGUUGCAUGCAGCAGGCCAUGCUUGAUGGCGCGUCGGUGGACUUGCUCAGUGCGUCGUUGUCGUGCUAUAUCUUUCACGAGCUCAAAUUUAUCGGUCCCGUGCAAGACGACCAUCGCCACCACGAGCUAGACCGGUUGGCAAUUCAAGUUCUCGGUUGCGUGGAUGGGAUUCUGACGCGACACCGUCAUAACCUUCUGAAACCACUUAAGGCCGCAGUAUGGGUCGUGCGCGUCGGGCUUGGUGUGAACAGACACCGCCAAGUCGUCGGACAAAAAGCAUUGCCAUUCAUGGAUGUUCAAGGGGACAAUUCAGUAGGAACGGCUUCAGGCCACACUGCCGCGAAAAUGGAGAACACCACAAGACCCUGUGACGACGUGACAAUGAAAUUGUUGCUGGAGGUCAAAACAACUAGCACGAAGGAGGCCUUGGAUGAUCACACUGGUCAUGCGCAAAAUGUACUUGUCGAACCUCUAUCAUUGACGACAGCAAUGGACAGUACCGCAGUGGUCGUUGAAUACGACAAUGCGAGGACUGCUCCUGCAGUGAAAGCGGCCUCACUACACGAUCAAACGUGGCAGCUCGCACACGAAGCCGCCGACGAACCAAACUCAAGCGAGGCCGUUCAAAUUGACGAUUCACCACACCAACAAGUCGCCGCAGUAGCUGUGUCCCUGCCAAGUAGCAAGGGCGCCUCGCCAGUCCGAGUUGCGAUUCUAAAAGCCAUCCACAAGGCUACAACUUCCAUAAUAAGCGCAAAUCCAAAUACCGAGGCCAGUCCAAGAGUUCAGGAAGUUCGCGGCACAACCAUGACGUCUCGGUUGCCUACCAAAGUGUCAGUUAGCGACGAUGUACACUCCAAGAACGCAGCUAUUGCAUCCUCCACAACGCUACCUUUGACGAAUGGAUCCGCGCCAGCCAUGACGACGCAAAACGCGCUUUCGAAUGGCGCCGUCACCUCCAGCUCCCCUGUAGUCGCCUUAGACAUAUCAAGUGUAGCUACCAAAACUCCUAUCCAUCAAUCACAACUGACUGAAGAAGUGUCUGCCUCCCACCCACAAGGAGACUCGAAAAUGGUCAGCAAGUCCACGUGCAAAGCUGUGACCCCAGACAUCUCUCCAACGACACUUAUGAUAUCAUGUGACGCCAUGGCUAUGGCGAACAACACUGCCGGGUUCCCAUUGACUCUAUGUUGUGACUCUGAACCCCCUCCCCCCUUGCACCACAGCCCCCACGACGACAUGACGAGGCGACUUCUCCAGCAGCAACCUCGAUCCCUCGCAGAUGAAAUUGCGAUGUGGGAGCACUGGAGCUCCAUCAACGUUUUUGAUUCCACUGGGGGUUCGUGUGUGCCGUGGGAUGUCAUUGCGUCGUUCACAGGGGACCAAAGCUCGGCAGUUUGCCGUUUGGAUGCGUACCAUGAUGUGCCCCUGGUGCAACCGGCGGCCCUGUGGCGGGUCCUGUUUUCAAUAUAUGACACAUACAAAGCGUCCAAGCGCGAGUUGGAGUGGUGUGACGUCCAAAACCUCUGUAAGGACUGCAGUCUGUCCAGUCAACACGUUCAUGUUUGGGAUUUGUUUGCCCGUCUGCGGGCGCCUUCGAACAUGGGCUUGGGAUUUCACGAGUUCUACGUAUUGCUUGCGCAUUUGGAGCCACUUGACGCGCCUUCAGCAUCCACGACCCCUCUGCAUGACAUCCUCCUAUACUAUCUCUUGCCUGGCGCGCGACGAAAUGGUGCCGAGGCUGCGAUUGAGCGCGUAGCCGCGACGACCCGACCCCGUUGGUGGUCCCACGCAUUCAAGCGACUCCUGUAUCCCAGCAUGGCAAGUAUCAAGCAGGUUUUUCAGAGAUUCGCCGCUAACCAAGCCAAAUCGACUGUCGACACUGCAGCCAGCCCCAUGUGUUUUGGUUUCCCCCAGUUGUCGGCCCUGCUCCACGCGCUUUGUAUCGUUCCGGAGCUUGCCACCGAAGCUCAUGUCCGCGCACAAUUCAAUCUAUUGCUUGACAACCAGGACGAGUCCCCAGAGGUGUCGUUCUCGAUGGGGCUUGCGUGGGUGCUGGAACUCGGCAUGGAGCUACUAAGUCACCCAGUCCUCAAGCCCAUCUAUCCGUCCGACGCCGACAAGUUGCUCGUGAUGGUGGACGUUUGGGGGCUUGGCGACGUAACAUUCGUCUCAAAUGCGACUUGAAUAUAUAUAUAUAUAUAUACAGCCAUAGUGCU